Suillus paluster is the source of this 171-nucleotide messenger RNA. RefSeq lists its product as uncharacterized. The transcript has a single exon. The record is from RefSeq and is a predicted model, not a curated record. The annotation marks the transcript as partial. NCBI's taxonomy places the organism in Eukaryota, Fungi, Basidiomycota, Agaricomycetes, Boletales, Suillaceae.
AAGAUCUUGAGCAUAAUGUCCGAUAACAUGUCGAACAAUGAUACUAUGAUAUCCGAGUUAGUGAACAAUGUUGCACACUUCAAGGGCAAGAACUCACAGACCCAUUGCUUCCUCCAUGUUGUAAACCUCAUUGUGAAGUCACUAAUACGUCAGUUCGACCCACCAAAAUGA